CUGAGCAGUCAGGAGGUCCACACAGCUGCAAGAACAUGGCACCAGCGAAGGGAAUCUUGGAGCGUCUUGACGCUGGAGAGAUUGUGAUUGGAGAUGGAGGUUUUGUCUUUGCUCUGGAGAAGAGGGGCUAUGUGAAGGCCGGACCCUGGACCCCUGAGGCAGCCGCCGAACACCCCGAAGCUGUGAGGCAGCUGCACAGGGAGUUCCUGAGGGCCGGGGCUAACGUGAUGCAGACCUUCACGUUCUAUGCCAGCGAUGACAAACUGGAGAACAGAGGCAACAAGCUCACUUUCACCGGAACUCAGAUCAAUGAAGCUGCGUGUGAUCUGGCUCGUGAAGUGGCCAAUGAGGGCGACGCGCUGGUUGCCGGUGGAGUGUCCCAGACCCCGUCCUACUUGAGCUGCAAAAGCGAGGCCGAAGUGAAAGCCAUCUUCAAAAAACAACUGGACGUUUUCAUCAAGAAGGACGUGGACUUCCUGAUUGCUGAGUACUUUGAGCACGUGGAGGAGGCUGUGUGGGCUGUGGAGGUGCUGAAGGAGACUGGGAAACCUGUGGCUGCUUCUCUGUGCAUUGGUCCCCAGGGUGACAUGCACGGCGUGUCCCCCGGAGAGUGCGCUGUCAGGCUGGUCAAGGCUGGUGCUCAGAUUGUUGGAAUUAACUGCCACUUUGACCCCAUGACCUGUGUGGAGGGUGUGAAGAUGAUGAAGGCUGCAGUGGAGAAGGCUGGACUCAAGGCUCACUACAUGGUGCAGCCUCUGGCCUACCACACCCCAGACUGCAGCUGCCAAGGGUUCAUUGAUCUGCCUGAGUUCCCCUUCGGUCUUGAGCCCAGAAUCCUGACCCGCUGGGACAUGCACAAAUACGCCAGGGAGGCCUAUAACGCAGGCAUCCGCUUCAUUGGAGGCUGCUGUGGGUUUGAGCCCUACCACAUCAGGGCAGUGGCCGAGGAGCUGGCACCAGAGAGGGGCUUUCUGCCCACCGCGUCAGAGAAACACGGAAACUGGGGCGCUGGUCUGGAGAUGCACACCAAGCCGUGGGUCAGAGCAAGAGCCCGUCGUAAUUACUGGGAGAACCUGAAGCCUGCGUCUGGCCGUCCCCUCUGCCCGUCCAUGUCCAACCCCGAUGGUUGGGGUGUUACCAAGGGCGACGCAGACCUCAUUCAGCAGAAAGAGGCAACAACUCAGGACCAACUCAAGCAGCUUUUCGACCGAUCAAAGUGCUAAAAAAAAUCUGAUCUCCCUCAACAAGAACUCACCACCAACUCCUAUCAAACCUGUUUACAGCAACAUUAUACUUCGACCUCCAGUGACAACAGCAGCUGGCUUCACAUCUGCACUGUUACAUCAUUUAUGCAAAAACGUAGAAACAUCAUUAACAUAGUAACAGCCAGCCAAGUAAAAUAAUCGGGACCUAUUUGUUUUCAAUGAAUCUGGACCAGUUUGUUUAAUAAAAGAAUUGGAUAUUUGAA
Boleophthalmus pectinirostris (great blue-spotted mudskipper) is the source of this 1468-nucleotide messenger RNA. Its product is annotated as betaine--homocysteine S-methyltransferase 1. The coding region runs from base 36 to 1223 and encodes 395 amino acids. Lineage: Eukaryota; Metazoa; Chordata; Actinopteri; Gobiiformes; Gobiidae. The record is from RefSeq and is a predicted model, not a curated record. The transcript is spliced from 8 exons. Gene Ontology annotation, molecular function: zinc ion binding; betaine-homocysteine S-methyltransferase activity.